Messenger RNA from Hippocampus comes (tiger tail seahorse), 553 nucleotides. Its product is annotated as dynamin-1-like protein. The record is from RefSeq and is a predicted model, not a curated record. Gene Ontology annotation, cellular component: mitochondrion; microtubule; cytoplasm. Gene Ontology annotation, biological process: mitochondrial fission; mitochondrial fragmentation involved in apoptotic process; intracellular distribution of mitochondria. Bases 17 to 529 code for a protein of 170 amino acids. The transcript has 4 exons. Lineage: Eukaryota; Metazoa; Chordata; Actinopteri; Syngnathiformes; Syngnathidae. Gene Ontology annotation, molecular function: microtubule binding; GTP binding; GTPase activity.
CGCCGCCAACACCGACAUGGCGACGUCAGAGGCGCUCAAGGUGGCCCGGGAGGUGGACCCUGACGGCAGGAGGACGUUGGCCGUGGUGACCAAAUUGGACCUGAUGGACGCCGGAACCGAUGCCAUGGACGUGCUGAUGGGUCGAGUUAUUCCUGUCAAACUGGGACUCAUCGGUGUGGUCAACAGGAGCCAGCUGGACAUCAACAAUAAAAAGUCUGUGGCUGACGCAAUCCGUGAUGAACACGCUUUCCUGCAGAAGAAGUAUCCCUCUCUUGCUAAUAGGAACGGGACCAAAUACCUGGCCAGGACCCUUAAUAGACUACUGAUGCAUCACAUCCGCGACUGUCUGCCGGAACUGAAGACGCGGAUCAACGUGCUGGCCGCCCAGUACCAGUCGCUGCUCGGCAGCUACGGCGAGCCCGUGGAGGACCAAAGCGCCACCUUGCUCCAGCUCAUCACCAAGUUUGCCACCGAGUACUGCAACACCAUUGAGGGCACGGCCAAGUACAUCGAGACGGCGGAGCUGUGAGUGUCAGUGGCAUCGCGCUGAGAC